UGUCCUGCGGCCGGGGCGGGUCCUGCCGCCCCCGCGGGCUCCGGUGCGUCAGGGGCGCGUCAGGCGGGGCGGGCUCCGCGCGGGCGGCGGCGGCGGCGGCGGCGGCGGGUGGCGGGCGGCGCGCACCGGGCCUCCUGCUUCUCGCUCCGAGGCUGCGGGACGGACGCUCCCGAGAACUCUCUCGCCCGCGGCCGGCCGCGCUCGGACGGCGCGCGCCGGCGGCCCGGCGGUGCCAGCAUGUCGGCUGCCGUGGCGUGCCUGGACUACUUCGCCGCCGAGUGCUUGGUGUCCAUGUCCGCGGGUGCCGUGGUUCACCGCCGCCUGCCGGACCCCGAGGGCGCGGGCGGAGCGGCAAGCUCGGAGGUGGGUGCGGCGCCGCCGGAGUCCGCUCUGCCGGGUCCGGGGCCACCGGGGCCCGUGUCUGUCCCCCCGUUCCCCCAGGUCCCCGCCCCCAGCCCCGGCGCGGGCGGCGCCGCGCCCCACCUGCUGGCUGCAAGCGUCUUGGCUGACUUGCGCGGCGGCUCUGGGGGGUGCUUUGGAGAGUACUCGGGGGAAGCUCUGCGCGCCUCGUCCGGUUCCUCCGACCCGACCCCGUGCUCCGGCCCGACCCUGUGCUCCAAGCCGACCCCGGCCACCAGCGCGGCCGAGGUCUCCGGACCCGUGCACUCCUCCGGCGCGCUCGCGGUCUCUGGCGCGCCAGCCAUCCCGGGAGUGCCUGCCCACCCUGGCGCGGUCUCUGGCGUGGCCCCUGGGGCGGGCCCCGCCCCCGCCACGGGUCCAGGCCCCCGUCGGAGGCCUGUCACACCUGCUGCCAAGCGCCAUCGCUGCCCCUUCCCGGGCUGCAACAAAGCUUAUUACAAGUCAUCGCAUCUGAAGUCCCACCAGCGCACCCACACGGGUGAGCGCCCUUUCUCCUGCGACUGGCUCGACUGCGACAAGAAGUUCACGCGCUCCGACGAGCUGGCCCGCCACUACAGGACGCACACGGGCGAGAAGCGCUUCUCCUGCCCCCUCUGCCCCAAGCAGUUCUCCCGGAGCGACCACCUGACCAAGCAUGCCCGCCGCCACCCAGCCUAUCAUCCCGACAUGAUCGAGUACCGGGGGCGCCGUCGCACUCCCCGCGUCGACUCCCAACCCGCCAACCUGGUGGACAGCUCCGGCUCCGGCUCCGUCCCCGGGCAGGUGCCCAGCUUCACCACCUGCUUGUCUGACAGUCAUUGCUGUUAGUUGUCCCCUCAAGGACGAUCUCCCAGGCCAUUGUCCUUGCUUUCUCUCUGCCCAUCCCUCUUUCCCAGAGUGAUUAGACCAAGGCACAGACUGGCUUCUCCGCUCUGAGGGUGGGUCCAGGCAGGCACGUUGGACUCUGGGGAGGGACUGGGGGCCCGAAAAUAGCAGGAAUCCUUACAACACGUAUAUCAUCCAAAAAAGGGGGGGUUGCCUCAAGACAGCCCCCAGGAACUGAUAAGAAGGGAUGAACCCCGGUACUCUCCAGAGUCCUGAAGAGUCUCCCUUCCAUGGGAACCAGAGAUGUGAAACUGGAAUUCUCAGGUGCCUGAGGAGCUCUCAGUCUCAAAGGACUCUAGUGUCUUACCCACCCACCAGGGCGGACCUUGGAGAGGGUGUCAGGGGUGGCAGUCUUGGAAAUGUCCAGGACUGGGAUGGUGAGAGGCCUUUGGAAACAGAAAUGAUUUCUAUUUCUGUAAACAGCAAUGUUUACUAAUGUAUUUUUAGUGUAUUUUAAACAGGGAUCCCAGGUUGAUAGGAGGUUGAUAUCCCCCACUCCCCAACUGCCCCAGCUACCUCUGCUAGGAGAGGCCAUGUAAGAGUCCAUGUGGAUGUAUAGCUGGGAGAUGCUUCUUGGUGUCUGGGGGGUGGUGUGAGCCUGUUUGCAGGUCCUGUUGCAAGGAUUGGAACCCUGCACUUGUGUCGUAGCUUUUCUUCUAAUUUGAAGUGCUACUUGGGGAAGUAACUUCCUGGCUCACUCGCAAUGAGAUUGGUUUAAAAAUUUGGAAACAAUCAUAAACGCACCAGAAAUAAAAGGGUGAUCCAGGCUAGUUCCCACUUCACCAAGAGGGCAAACCCAAGCGACGGUGGGUGAGAUAGGUCCAAACCAAGACCUUUCAGAACCAUUGUUAACGUUCAGGGAAAUAGGGGUUUUUGGUCCCAGCUGGCCACACUCCCAAGUAACCUCAGGUGUGGUAGAUUCUGUUCAUUUCUUAGUGGCUAGCUAGGGGGUUAUUUCCCUUGGGGUCUGUGCAUUUUUGUUUCUGCAACAGGUGAGUUGGUGGUUUGGGGAGCGGAAGGUGGGAGUGGCUUCUUUCAAACAGCUAGCUGUUCUGGAUUUGGGGAAGGGACAGCAAGGUGAAAGUUACUGUCAAAUAGGAGGACCCUUCUCCCCUGACCUUGGAGGCCCUCCAAGUUACAUCCUCAGGACCCCUCCGCCCCAGUGCAGGAAUUGAGCAUCACCAGUAUUUAUUUUUCUCUGUGUUUCUGCUGCUAUGGAUGAAAUUGUCGGCCACUCUGCUUAUGUAUGUGUGAAUGUGUAUACAUGUGACCCUUUCAUUAGAGAUGGGGCUGAAAGGCAUUUCCUGCUCCGGUAAAGUCCUCUUUAGCCCCCUCCUGAAUAUCUUGUCAUAGUCCAUCAAUCACAUUUGUGGAGGAUGCCAUACUCUCAAAGGACCAUAAUAGGCAUCUAGUUAAACAAGCCUCUUUCCCCUGUUUUGCAGAUGAAGGUACUGAAGGCUAGGUAAGCUCCAAGUCACAUGCUGAGUUGCUGGCAAAAGCCAUGACUAGAACUUAGUUAUCUGGCCUUCUGAGUGACUCUUUCCCUCAUGCUUAGUUACCCCAUCUGGGCCCUUAGUCAAAGGGCACCACUCUCCUUUACUGCCACCAGGAUCCCCUCCUUCCCUAUUCCCUAUCAUUUCUACGUUCCUUCAUCUGUCUAGUCCCCGCUGAACCCUUUGCCUGUUGUGUUUAAUCCAAAAGCCCUUUUCUUAGCAGGUUGAGUCCAUUCCCUCCUUCCACACCAUGUGGACUUAAAGUGGGAAUGCCUCUUUAGCAUCUUGGGAGAGACUUUAUCUUUUGAUCUGGUAGAUUAAUUUUCAAUGCCAGUUUCUAGUCCUGGGCACUCUAGCUUCCUUGAGAGAGUAAGUGAUAUGAACACUGGGACUCUACUAAGUGCUCCUACACUAAGUGAAGGAAGGGUAUUUAGGAAGGACCCAAAGGGUAUGAAGAGGUUCAGUGUUUCCUGAUGAGGACUAAGCAGGGUAGGUGGAGCUUUCCUUGAGUUACGUGUGGGAAUAGGAGGCCUGCAAUUGUGAAGGUGGGUUUUGGUGGUGGAAAGAGUCCUCCCUUUGCUCGGUUUGUCUCCUCAGCUGGGACUUGAUAGGAAGGGCACUCUGGGGCCCCCUUGAGGAGUGAUUUCCCUUUUGUCCCCUUCAGUAGAAGAUCUACCAUUGGGUAGGUGGACCAAUGAAGCUAACAGGAGAGAGACUCCCACUUACCAUUCUGGAGUUGGGCUCGAGAAAGCGUGACUUUUCCAAUCA
Physeter macrocephalus (sperm whale) is the source of this 3545-nucleotide messenger RNA. RefSeq names its product KLF transcription factor 14 (gene KLF14). Gene Ontology annotation, biological process: regulation of transcription by RNA polymerase II. Gene Ontology annotation, molecular function: RNA polymerase II cis-regulatory region sequence-specific DNA binding; DNA-binding transcription factor activity, RNA polymerase II-specific. The record is from RefSeq and is a predicted model, not a curated record. The coding region runs from base 238 to 1227 and encodes 329 amino acids. The transcript has a single exon. NCBI's taxonomy places the organism in Eukaryota, Metazoa, Chordata, Mammalia, Artiodactyla, Physeteridae.